CCUCUCUCCUGUCCCUCCAGUAGCAAGCUUUCCUGCAGCAUCUCUCUGCUCUAAGCAUGCCUGGAAAUGUGCAGCUGAGUGUGUUCCUCUAACAACAGCAGACACACUCCAAUGUGACACAAGGGAUGAAAUAUGAAAAGGAGCCAGCACUGCACUGAUGCCAGCUGACAAUGAACCCGUUGCAGAACACCAGUGAUUCAUCAUUACUGGAAGCUGAAGAAGAAAGCAGGAAAACAGACCCUUCCCCAUGUGUACUGGGUUAUAUACCAAUUAUAUACUACAGCAUACUGCUUGGUCUUGGUUUACCAGUGAAUAUCUUAACAGCUGUGGCCCUUUCAAAGCUAGCUUUCAGGACUAAGAAGUCUUCAUACUACUACCUAUUGGCUCUCACCGCUUCUGACAUCCUCACCCAGAUAUUUAUCAUCUUUGUAGGCUUUAUUUUGCAGACUGCCAUCCUCCAUCGCAAAGUGCCCAAUGCUUUCAUCCACAUGGUAAGUGUCCUUGAGUUCUCCUCCAACCAUGCCUCCAUAUGGAUCACUGUCAUCCUCACAAUCGACCGAUAUGUAGCCCUGUGUCUUCCCCUGCAGUAUCGCUCACUAUCUUAUCCAGAGCGCACACGUAGAAUCAUUAUCUGUGUCUUUCUGGCAUCAUUUGUAACCGGAAUCCCCUUCUAUUGGUGGAGUGAUGUUUGGAGGGACCCCCGAACACCAGGAUUGCUAGACCGUGUCCUCAAGUGGGUCCAUUGCUUUAUCAUUUACUUCAUCCCUUGCACCAUAUUCCUCCUCACAAACUCUGUAAUCAUUGUCAGGCUUAGAAGGAAGUCAGAGUCAAAGAGGUACAAGCUUCGCAUCGGCAAGACCACAGCAAUCCUUAUGGGCAUCACAACUGUCUUUGCCUUACUUUGGGCUCCCCGGACUAUUGUCAUAAUCAUUCACAUGUACGUGUCCUCUGUCCACAAGAACUGGAAGGUUCAUCUGGCUAUGGAUAUUGGAAAUAUGUUAGCCCUCUUGAACACAGCUGUCAACUUCUUCCUCUACUGUUUUGUAAGUCAGAGAUUUCGGGACAUGGUGAGAGAGAUCCUUGGAUUGCAAAAAUCUUGCCACAUGGUAGAGGGGAAAAAAUCCCAUAGUGACAAUUUUUCUGACUCUUUGAAGCCCAUGGAGAUCCCACAAGCAACAGCUAUUUAAGUUAAGUUACGCAGCAUACAUAUAAUUGAAUUUUCUACCAUAUACAUGUAUUGCAUUGUCCUGUAAUGAUUGCAUGUAAAGAAUUGGCAGCAAAAAACAACAACCCAUGCAUGAAAUAGACAUGUUUGAAUUAAAAGUGUGUGACCCCAUCCAGCUCUCUCCUGCAAUGUGAUUUUUUUUAUAAGGGGAUCAUUCAAAUGUGAUAAAUCAUAAAAACAGUAUAAUGUAGUAUCUAUAAGGGAUGCAGAGACUGGAAGUGGUAAGGAGAGAAGUUGCCAUUUUCAAAAUGGUGGGUUUAGGGAAGAAAUAUACAGAGAUAUCUGAGAUAAGCGCUGUUUUCCUGGUGGGGUUGAAAUGCAGCGGAUAAUUCUUCAAGAUCUGCAUUUCAAGAAAA
Pseudophryne corroboree (corroboree frog) is the source of this 1581-nucleotide messenger RNA. Its product is annotated as probable G-protein coupled receptor 142. NCBI's taxonomy places the organism in Eukaryota, Metazoa, Chordata, Amphibia, Anura, Myobatrachidae. Gene Ontology annotation, molecular function: G protein-coupled receptor activity. Bases 171 to 1187 code for a protein of 338 amino acids. The record is from RefSeq and is a predicted model, not a curated record. The transcript has 3 exons. Gene Ontology annotation, cellular component: plasma membrane. Gene Ontology annotation, biological process: G protein-coupled receptor signaling pathway.